Molecule: messenger RNA, 806 nt
Organism: Phaedon cochleariae (mustard beetle)
Lineage: Eukaryota; Metazoa; Arthropoda; Insecta; Coleoptera; Chrysomelidae
Source: the annotation of a GenBank genome assembly
AUGCUCAACUGUGAACUAGAAACAAGGGUGGAAGCGAGAGAAAUGAUAAGAGAAAAUCAUGGAGGCCUGUCGAUAAUACUCAGAUCGAAUAACAGCAUGAAUGAAAACGCGGUUAAGUUUAAUAGGGGGGGUCCCAGUUCGCCCAAGAAAAUCGCAGUUUCGUUUAACUGGGACCACACGUUCCGGGAAACUGGGAUCGCCUGGCGGUCCCAGUUAUACGGCAUGUAUAAGUCCAACAAUAAAAAAGAAGCUGAGAAACUGAUCAAGAACAUAAUCAAAGUUGUCAUCAAAUUGGGCGUCCUCCACAGAAACAACAUGCUCUCCGACGAGGAAAUGCAACUGGCCGAGAAAUUCAAAGGGAAAUUCCGCAUAGCCGGGAUGGCCAUCAUAUCCUUCUUCGAGGUGGAUUUCAGCUACGACGCCAACUACAUCGUACGCGCCCUUAGGGAAAGCCAGAAGUGCCUUGAGAGCAUCGUCUCGAAACAUCUCACCGACAAGUCCGUGUCGAGAAUCGACAGCGUGUUCUCCUUUUUCGCGGACGAGCACUUCCUGGACGCGGUGUUCAAGAGAGAAUCAGAGUACAGGGAGGCUCUGGGUAGGGUGGUGGCCGAUCUGAAUAAGGCCAUCGACAACGGGGACCUUUAGUUCUUCUUGCGUCUCUUUCGGCCUGAUCGAAAAGGUCAGUCAUGAUGAUUCCAAAAGUUUUCAGUAAGAAAGAUCGGGAAGAGUGGAAAAUUGUAUACAGUGUGACUCACUUCUAUUGGAAACACCUCUGUAUCUCACGUAUUCGUUGGGUAAAGAUCCUG